CACACGUGCAGUUGCAUCUUCUGGUAGGGUCUGGAUAGUCCAGGCAGCCGCUCGCAGAUCAGCGUGUGGAUCCAAGUACCGGAGUGCUGUGACAUUAAACAUGGCGACCUCCGUUACAAUUCUACGGAGAUUCUGCCGCCCUGUUAUCUGGCGGGAUUUUCCUUUGUUUGUGUGGGGGUCAUGUUCUCUCUCCCGUGUUACCAUCACUCCUUUGGCAGCAGUCACCCCCCACUUCUACAGAUGUGUGCAUGUCUCCCCAGCGCUGCUGGCCAAGAGCCUAAUACAUAAGUUCUCCAUUAAAUCCAAAAAGAAACUUUGGUACGACAGUCCAUGUUAUUCUAGGCCAGAUAAUCAGCCACAAGGUUUAAUGAGCUUGAUGAAACAGGAGCAGAAAGAAAAGAGAGGAAACACUGUGCGCAUCAAAGCUCUGAAUGCAAUCCUGUACAGAGCCCUGACAGGCAUGCUAGGUACAGCAGAAGUCAGCGAAGAGGUUUUCGAUCUUUAUAUUGAACUUUCAAAGGUGUCUGUAACAUUCGAUGUUUCGGUCUGUCGGGCUUAUUGGAAAACCAGCGGCAACAAAGACACUGAUGCUGAGAUUGAAAAAGUGCUCCAGAAAUAUGCUGCUCGUUUUAGACAUCUCUUGAUAACACAUCAGGUUCUUGGAAGAGUUCCACCAAUUUUGUUUUUAAAAGACAAAGAGGACGCUAAAAUACAAGAGGUUGAAGAAUUGUUGGCUACUUUAGACUUUGGAGACAACUAUGAUACAGCAAUCAAAUGUGGGGAUGUACCCAGAACAUUGGACUCUGAAUCCCCGUCUGCGGUGUCUGCUGUCUCUGCUACUAGUGUGUUUGGUAUUGAUCAUGUAGAACUUAACAAACAAAUUGUUGACUACAAGAUGAAAAUGAAGGACAGACAAAUGGAAAAUGAUGGAAUUGAACUAUCAAAGCAACAACAAGAACAGCUGGCAGAAAUUAGGAAGCAAAAGCUGCUGAGGAAGAAAAUGAAAAAGCAAAAGUGGGCUGUGCAGGAUUACAUCAAUCCACAGGACUAUUUGCUGUCUGCAGACAGUGACUUGUACUAUGAAGAAGAGUCCGAACUGCAGGAGGACAUUGAUGAUCUGGAAGAGGAGGAUGGAGAUGGUGUUACCAAAUUAAAUUAAGUAAACACCUGACAAUGGACAUACUUGCCAUGUGUACUACUUUCUACUCCUAACUAUUUACACCAUAUGACUAUUCUAGUUUAUGGUGAUGGGAUUAUUAAGAAAUGCCUGAGUCUUAAAUUGUUAAUUUCCUUUGACUGUACUAGAAUAUUUUUUUAUGGUGUGACUCGGAAGCAAAAACAUUUCUUAUGUAGACUUUUUCCAAUAAAUGUAAUGAUUUUGGUAA
Molecule: messenger RNA, 1385 nt
Organism: Pseudophryne corroboree (corroboree frog)
Lineage: Eukaryota; Metazoa; Chordata; Amphibia; Anura; Myobatrachidae
Gene: RBFA
Product: ribosome binding factor A
Exons: 7
Coding region: 101-1159 (352 amino acids)
Biological process (GO): rRNA processing
Source: RefSeq, a predicted model, not a curated record